AAAUAAAAUAAACAAACAAACAGUUAGGGAGUGCUGUACGAAAAUAACCAAGGUUUAUUUUACUAGGUCUACAAUGUACGUAGACUAAAUUUUAAAUCCGGAUUGUUCAUUAUGCAAACGAACGAGUCGAUACGAAUAUUUAAAAAUAGUUGUCGUGGAUGUCGUAAUAUUUGGUAAUUUUAAUAAUGAAGAAUGGAAACUAUAUUGUCUGAAUUUAUUGCUCGUACUUCAGCUGAACCCGGAUUAGCAAGAGACCUUUUAGAAGGUCAUAAAUGGGAUCUACAAUCAGCAUUAUCUGCUUAUUAUGUUUUAAAAGGAAUUGUACCAUCAUCACCACCUUCAUUAAAUUAUAAUAAUUUGGAUAAUCCUCUUCCAUUAAGUACAUUAUCAUCAUCAUAUGAAACAAGAAACUCAUAUCCAUUGUCGGCUCAGAGACCUCAGUUAAAAAAAGUAGAAGCAGUUGAUAUUGAAGAUGGUCCAACUAAGAAAUUGACUCGUGGAAUAUCUAGUGCAACAGACAACUUAACUUUAGUCACUAAAGCAAGAAAUGAAUUUGCUCAGGAUUUUAGAUCAGCUGGUACAGUGAGCACAAGACGUACCCAUAUCAGAUUAGAAACACCUGAUUUUACUUUUACUCUUCCUGAUCUUUCAAUUUAUCCAGAUGAUUUUAGAGAUUUUUUAGAACAUGAUUUAAUCGAAACAUCUACACUUGUUUCUUUGGAACAAGCAGGAAGACUUAAUUGGUGGGCUGACAUUGGAAUUUGCCAAAGAUUAUGGCCUCUUGCAACAACUGGAGAUGGAAAUUGCUUACUGCAUGCUGCUUCACUUGGUAUGUGGGGUUUUCAUGACAGAUUACUAACUUUACGAAAAGCGCUUUAUUCGUUGUUAGCAAAUAGCUCAUAUACUGAGGCAUUUUAUCGCAGAUGGCGAUGGCAAACAUCUUUACAAAAUAAAGAAGCUGGUCUUAUAUAUUGUGAAAAUGAAUGGCAGCAAGAAUGGAAGAAUUUAAUAAAAAUGGCAUCUACUGAGCCUAGGUCUAAAACUUUAACAAAAAUCCAUCGUGAUUUAUUUAGUAGAAGAGGAACAUUGAGCUCUUUGAAUGAAAAUGAAGAAGGACUACAAUCUGAUGUUUAUGAAAGUUUAGAAGAAAUUCAUAUUUUAGCAUUAGCUCAUGUUUUACAUCGUCCUAUUAUUGUAAUUGCUGAUACAAUGCUUAAAGAUGUCACUGGUGAACCAUUUGCUCCUAUUCCAUUUGGUGGAAUAUAUCUUCCUAUAGAAUGUCCACCUGCUGACUGUUACCGAUCUCCUCUUUGUCUUACAUAUGAUGCUGCUCAUUUUUCUGCAUUAGUUAGUAUGGAAAAGGAAAGUUUUGCUGAUAAAGUACCACAGUUACAAGCUGCCAUACCACUCUGUGAUGUAGAGCAUAAAUUAUUACCUCUUCAGUUUGGAGUUGAUCCUGGACCAGAUGUGCAGUGGAGUCAUGAUGAGAAUGAUCCAUGGAUAAUAUCAAAGUUGACAUUAUUGGAUAAGGAUAAAGUUGGGCUACUAAGUGAAUAUCUUGAUGUUAUUGAAAUUUCUAUUCCAUCAUAUGGACAAAUUAUAUCAGAAUCUCAGAAUGAAAUAUCGAAUCUAAACAAUAGCUAUUCUGAAGAGAAGAAGUAUUUUUCUGAAAUAUGUGAUAAUUACAAUGAAAGCAGUAAUAAUAUUUAUCAACAAAAAAGCAAAGCAGCACGUCAGCUACAAACAGUAGCAAAACAGUUUGGCAGUAUUGGUAAAAGUAUGAGCAAAAAACUAAAGAAUUUUGGAAAUAUUACACGUAGAGCAGGUUCAUUUAAAAAUGAUUCUGAUAACUUCAAACAGAAUUCUGAAGAACUGAAAAAUAAAAGAAAUUUAAACGAACCUUCUCCAAAGAUAAACUGUGAACAGGAUUGCCUUAAUUCGCAACAUAUAAUUGCAGCUAUACUACACACAGAAAAACAACAUGAGUAUCAAGAAGAAAUGAUAAAAAAUUAUUUAAUUUCAGCACGCUCCCGAUUUGUUCAGGAAAAAGAAUUAAAGGCAAAACAAGGAAAUGAGUUCAUUACUACUGGGUUUAGAGAUACAUAUUCUUCCUCACAAUGUGUUAAUCCUGGAUGUAACAUGUAUGGAACUGCAGCUACUAAUUAUUUAUGCUCUUCAUGCUAUUCUAAACAAAAGCAACAAGAAGAGGAAUUAAGAAUGAAAAAUUCAGAUGUAUCGUCUUCGGUUGUUGAAAUUAUUCCCAACGAUCAUGUCAUCCGACUUGGAAAUUCUGCAUUUUACACAGAAUGCGACAAAAAUACAAUGGCUUCUGUUGCAAAAGUGCCCUUGGGAAUCCGACCUUCUGCUGAUUCUGGACAUUAUCAUUCUUUGUCUAAAUCAGUGUUUUAUGAUGGUGAUGUAUCCCGUGAAUCUAUGCAAUCUAAUUCAUUUUCAAAUUCUACAUCUCACCUUUCAAGUGAUAAAAAUACUUUAGUUAAUUUUUCUGAUAGUACUCCAUAUCAAAUUUCAAGUGCAUCUGGAUGUACAAUGAAAGUGGGCCAGAGAACUUAUUUGUAAAAUUAAAAAAAAUCAAGCUAAGUAUAUUUAUGUAGUCAUAAUUAUAGAAAUUAUAAAUGCACAGUGCCUUUGCAACUAUUUUUUUAUUUAAAAAUAGACAUGCACAAUUCUUAAUAUGUUGAUGAUGGUUUUGGAAGUUGUUUACUUGUUAUUUAUAAUAUUUCUAUUUGAAAUAAUUAAACAAAUGGCUUAAUAAAAUAUUAAAAUUUAUUUUAAUAAAUAAAUUUUACUAAAUAGAAUUAUAUACCAUGUAUUUUCAAAUCAUGAUUAUAUCAAGAAAAAAUUUUAGAAAGUUUUGAAGUGAGCAAUAUACAUUAACUAAAAGGUUUUAAAAUGAUAAAUAUAAAUACAUGAAUAGUUUUCACACUUAUGACAUGUAAUUUUCCAUAUUAAAAUUGUUUGUAG
This is a messenger RNA of Centruroides sculpturatus (bark scorpion), 2982 nucleotides long. Its product is annotated as OTU domain-containing protein 7B-like. Gene Ontology annotation, biological process: protein K63-linked deubiquitination; protein deubiquitination involved in ubiquitin-dependent protein catabolic process; protein K48-linked deubiquitination. Bases 193 to 2577 code for a protein of 794 amino acids. Gene Ontology annotation, molecular function: DNA binding; cysteine-type deubiquitinase activity; zinc ion binding. The transcript is spliced from 10 exons. Gene Ontology annotation, cellular component: cytoplasm; nucleus. The record is from RefSeq and is a predicted model, not a curated record. NCBI's taxonomy places the organism in Eukaryota, Metazoa, Arthropoda, Arachnida, Scorpiones, Buthidae.